UCCUCCGAUCGACCACCUACGCCGCCGCCGCCGCAUCAUAGUAUAUUUGAGUAGUUUUGUGUAUACUAUAUAUAUAUAUAUAUAUUCCAAGAAAUAUAAUGGAUGGGAAGAAGGACAUGGAAAUACUGGAUGCAACCGAUGAUGCAUACGGAGGAGUUAUUGUCGACGUGAGGAAGAACAUGGAUCCUGCCACCUUUCUUGCCUUGCUCAGAGCUUCAAUAUCGCGAUGGAGACAACAAGGGAAAAGGGGAGUUUGGCUGAAGCUUCCAAUAGAACUUUCAAGCGUUGUGGAUGGUGCAGUGAAGGAAGGAUUUUGGUAUCACCAUGCAGAGGCAACGCACUUGAUGAUGGUGUAUUGGAUUCCAGAAACCACUCCCCACACCUUCCCUCCAAACGCUUCCCAUCGAGUUGGCGUUGGCGCUUUUGCCAUCAACCAAAAAGGACAGAUUCUGGUGGUGCAAGAAAAUGGGGGCAAGUUUGCUGGCACUGGAAUCUGGAAGAUGCCCACCGGGGUUGUCGAGCAGGGAGAAGAUAUAUGUGCGGCCGCUGUUAGAGAAGUACAAGAAGAGACCGGAAUUGACACAGAAUUCAUAGAGCUCCUUACUUUCAGGCAGAGCCACAACUCGUUCUUUGGCAAAUCAGAUUUGUUCUUUGUUUGCAUGCUAAGGCCACUGUCCUUCACCAUUAAGAAGCAAGAUUGUGAGAUCAAGGAAGCAAAGUGGAUGGCUAUGGAGGAAUAUGCAUCGCAGCCAUUUGUGCAGGAGCGUGAGAUCUUCAACAGUGUUGCCAAGAUUUGCUUGGCUAGGAAGGAGAAUGCAUAUUCUGGUUUCUCUGCACUUCUCAACACCUCAGGCUUUUCCAAUAAGAAAUGUUAUCUAUACUGCAACUCUACCUAUACCCCAUCAUACUCAAAUUAAACUCAACCCUUAAUCUAUAUUGUUUUCAUAUCAUAUGCAAGUAAAGUCAAAUGUGAUUUUAUCACCUUAAUUACCUCA
This is a messenger RNA of Ipomoea nil (Japanese morning glory), 995 nucleotides long. RefSeq names its product nudix hydrolase 2-like. The record is from RefSeq and is a predicted model, not a curated record. Gene Ontology annotation, molecular function: ADP-ribose diphosphatase activity; NADH pyrophosphatase activity; NAD binding. NCBI's taxonomy places the organism in Eukaryota, Viridiplantae, Streptophyta, Magnoliopsida, Solanales, Convolvulaceae. The transcript is spliced from 6 exons. The coding region runs from base 99 to 917 and encodes 272 amino acids.